Psylliodes chrysocephalus is the source of this 1166-nucleotide messenger RNA. Lineage: Eukaryota; Metazoa; Arthropoda; Insecta; Coleoptera; Chrysomelidae. The record is from the annotation of a GenBank genome assembly.
AUGGCAAGGAGUUACAAAAGAGGAAAUAAAAAGCGUCUAUACUUAAAUGCUUACAGAAAAAAAAAAGGGGCUGCAGCAAAUUUACUAAAUUGACAAAAUAAAAAGAAUAUAAACAAAGAUGUUUUAAACACACCAAAACAUGUUUUCGGUGAUCACACAAAUUGUGACCAAUAUUUUUGUUCUGGCAAUAACCCAUCAGACAAUACAAUAAUUAACACUUUAAAAGAAAGUGGACUUUGGAUUCAUAUUUGUAAAGAAUUACAAAACUUUGCAGACCAAAGCUACAGCCUUAUUUAUGACGUCAGCACAAAUAUCGCAGAAAAUUUUAAUGCUGUCGUUGCAAAGUACAUAGGUGGGAAGCGUAUAUCCUACUGUUCCAGAGGGUCUUACAAUGCAAGAUGGCAUGCUGGUGUUAAAGGUGUUAAUGACGGAAGAACUUUACAUGAAAUGUUGCAAAAUAAGUUGACAGGGAAGCCAACUGGAACUUACACAAUGAAAUAUAUAAAAAAAAAGAUCAAAGAAAAUGUGAAGACGGUAAAGAGACUAAAAACCUACAAGAAGCAUGAAAAAAGAUCAAAAAAGGGCAAUAAAGAAGAAUUAGACUAUGGAUGUUCUAAUAUUUCCUAUAUUUCGCUGUUAGAAUUGGAAGAAAAAAUGCAUGAGUUUUUGAAGAAACUAGAUAAAACACAAUCAGAAAUAAACGAUUUAGAAAAAGCUACGAUAGAACAAAAUUGUGCACUUUGGUAUGCUGAACGAAGAAUGCGACUAACAGCUUCAUGGCAUGGAGCAAUAAACAAAAUGCGAGAAGACACAAAUUGCGAAAAUAAUGUCAUAAACAUAUUAUACAAACCUUUUAAGGGAAAUACAGCCACCAAGUAUGGGAAAUCCAAUGAAGAUGUAGCAACAAAAACUGUGGCUUAGAGUAUUGGGAACGACAUUAAAAAGUGUGGUCUUUUUAUUGAUAAAACCUUGCCUUUUAUUGCCUCAAGUCCGGAUGGCCUAAUAGAUGAAGAUGAUCUAUUAGAAAUAAAAUGUCCGUAUAAUAGUAAAGAUUAUACGCUACAAGAGGGAAUAGAAAAAGGGCUCAUAAAAUUUGCAGUAAUUAAACCUGAUGGAGUUAUGGAAUUGAAAAAAAAUAAUAACUGUUACUUUCAAGUACAAAGGAG